Messenger RNA from Daldinia decipiens, 1492 nucleotides. RefSeq lists its product as uncharacterized. The record is from RefSeq and is a predicted model, not a curated record. NCBI's taxonomy places the organism in Eukaryota, Fungi, Ascomycota, Sordariomycetes, Xylariales, Hypoxylaceae. The transcript has a single exon. The coding region runs from base 153 to 1127 and encodes 324 amino acids.
CCAUUACUUUGUAACAGCUCGUGUUCUACUCGAAGUACCUGUUCGAAAUUGUCUAUAACAUCUCGCAUUGCUGCGAUUCACUUACAUCACUUCACCCCUUUAUAUUACCCUGAACUACCGCUGUAUCUAACGGCUAUAUCGAAUCUUUCGUCAUGGAUCCACUAUCAAUUCUCUCUAGACGUGUCCGCCUCGGAUGGGGUUCAGGCCCGUUGCCGUUCGAGAACGUUUACAACCGCGGACGUCGUGUAGUCAUUUCCGUCCCUGCCGCUAGGUACACGGCCAGAAGGUUCCUCCGCGUGCAGAGCCCCUAUGUGAUACGCCCUCCAAGCCAGCAUCUGGUGCUGUAUCUCAUGACCCAAGAAGGCGUGGAUUUGUUCCCCGAACGGUGGGACUCCGCCGUUGGUACCAUUCGAAGCAUGUCUGAACUGGAUCCCGAUAGAAUGGAAGGCUUAGAAUUCCACGGACUCACGAACAAAUUGGCAAUUGAUGACAAAUUUGACGCCGAUGGCGACAUUAUCAUGACCGAUUCCGCCCCUAUUUCUAUCACUUCCAUGGACGACGACCCUAUGGACAUCGACACACCUAGUGAUGAUGACCCUAUGGACAUCGUCCCAUUUAGGCAUAUUGAUACGCCUCCCACCCUUCCUCCUUGGGCUAAUAGCCCCAAAUUGAUGGUCCCGAACAUCAACUCCAUCGCUGUCGCCACGGCCAGCCGUCCUUUCCCCCCAAUGGACAUUGCAAUGCCUGGUGAUCACCCACUUGAGAGAAUAACCGAAUACAACACACCGAUCAAAGCACCCCAACUAAAGCAACUUGUAUUCGGCUUAGAGCAACUCUCGCUCGUGGGUCUCCACACGAAACGCAAACUCGAAAACGACACAGACUCCCCCGAGGAGGAUGCACAGCAACCACAACGCAAGAUCAAGAAAGUGACAAGGAGACCGUCGCUCGAGUGCAAGAAAUUCUUGUCGGUCCCCAAGGCUAACGGCCGAGUACCGCGGCCCCGGAGACUGCGGUACAGCCGGGCGGCCGUCUCUAGUACACCAUCGCUUGAGCCCAUGCCACUUAUUAAGGUUACGGAUCCCGACGGCAAUGUUACAUAUCCGUUUGACUCUGAGGAAGAAUAGAGGCUUUCAUCUUCGAUUUAUCGGCUUGGCGGGAUAUCUUAGAGGGCAUCAAGGCGCAAUGUUGUUGAUUUGGAUAUAAUGAUUAGGGCUCGCAAGCCCGGAUAUGUUGACAGGAUCACGAUGGUUGGAAAGAUGGAUGCAUUUGUUAGAACUGGAAAAUGGUGGAGCUUACAUGGAAUACAUUAUAAGCCCCGGGGCUUCACUGGAUUGUAUCGGUUGCUUGGUUGGAGUCUGGGAGUCUUUGGUGGAAUAUAUUUUAAGCCUCGGGGCUUCACUGGGCUUUGUGCCCCUAUUGGGAAGAUAUUGGUAUACGAGAAAAGGAUAUUUGGAAACAUUGGACUGGAUUUCUAUUGGAUUGACGGUUU